Mixia osmundae IAM 14324 is the source of this 477-nucleotide messenger RNA. RefSeq lists its product as uncharacterized. Lineage: Eukaryota; Fungi; Basidiomycota; Mixiomycetes; Mixiales; Mixiaceae. The coding region runs from base 1 to 477 and encodes 158 amino acids. The transcript has 2 exons. The record is from RefSeq and is a predicted model, not a curated record.
AUGAAGUUCAUCGCCGCUGCAGCCGCUGUCUCUGCUGCGAUCACGCUCGUGACAGCCUCGGUAACAUCGGUCGCACCAAGCGGUCUCGCUUCCUGCUCGGGCGGUAAUACGACGGUGACUCUGCGUGACUUCGAUACCAAUCAAGUCGUGUUCCGUUCGGCUUGGUGUAUUCGCUAUCAGGUACAGACCAACGGUCAGGUCUGGUCCAAUCUCUACGCACAGAUGAAAAACGCCCAGUUCCGCUUUCUGCCCGGCAAACCUCUCCAGGAGUGGUCGAUCAACGAAUUCGACGUCGCCGGCGUGGACAGUGCUGGCAAGACUGUCAGCUUCUACCUCGCCUAUCUCUGGCGCGGCGAUCUCGGAGAGCACUACAUCAAGUAUGCCACUGUUCAGGGCUUUAGACUCGACGGCAAGGACAUCUAUGUGGCCCAUGAUGUCGUCAUCGAUGGCACUCCGCGUAACGGCUGGCCUGCAUAG